This is a messenger RNA of Cuculus canorus (common cuckoo), 651 nucleotides long. Its product is annotated as protein MRP-126. The record is from RefSeq and is a predicted model, not a curated record. Gene Ontology annotation, biological process: endothelial cell migration. Gene Ontology annotation, cellular component: cytoplasm; extracellular exosome. NCBI's taxonomy places the organism in Eukaryota, Metazoa, Chordata, Aves, Cuculiformes, Cuculidae. The coding region runs from base 136 to 495 and encodes 119 amino acids. The transcript has 3 exons. Gene Ontology annotation, molecular function: calcium ion binding.
GAUGGACUGGAACUGGAAGGAACAGAGACAUUUCACAACUGGUGGAGGGGCACAGGCGGAUGGCCAGACUAUAAGAGAUGCUGCGCCUGGGACCAGCCCCAUUUCAGCUGGAGUGGACCUCGCUACUUCGUCAAGAUGAGCAAGACCUCCCAGACCCAGGAGCCUCUCUCUGAGCUGGAGAAGGCCAUGGAUGUCAUCAUUGAUGUCUUCCACCAGUACUCAAGACGGGAGGGGGACAGAGACACUCUGACCAAGCAGGAGUUGAAGCUCAUGAUUGAGAAGCAGCUUGCAAACUACCUGAGGCACGUGAAAAACAAGGCCACCAUUGAUGAAAUCAUGAAGGACCUUGAUGUCAACAAGGAUGCUCAGAUCAGCUUCUCCGAGAUGAUGAUGCUGGUCAUCCGGGUGACCAUUGCCACCCAUGAACACCUCCAUGAGGUUGAGGACCACCAGCACAAACACCAGCACCAGCACCAGCACCAACACCACCACUGAAGCAGAUUUUGGGCUCCGGUGGAAGGCACCACACAGUAAUUGCAGCCCCCGGAUUUCCUCUCUCCAUCCCUCUUUUUGCACCUCCCUCCUUCCCUUCCUUCAAGUUUUAUGGUUUUGGUGCCAAAUAAAGAUUUGCCUUGAGGCUGUCAAAGCUCU